AGGCAGCAAGACCGGCCGACAGACGGAUGUCACAUGGAAAGAGGGAGGUGAGAUGCGGACACGCAGCAAGAAAUAGAGGGUAAGCAUUAAGCCGGUUUGCUUGUCGGCCAGCGCAGACAGCCCUGCCUCUUUCUGUUCUACAUCACAGCGGAGCGGAGGGAGCAGGACUAUCCUGAUGCUGACAGGAGGAAAGGAGCACUCCAAUCUGCCAGAAGUCGGCGGCUGCUUGCUGCAUCUUGUCAUUGAACCCUUUGGAUCUCUUAUUGACAUUACAGAGCUCUUUCUUGUUUUCCAGUCCCCCGUCAUUGUGAUCCUGCCAAAACAGAGAAGCUGGAUUGACAACGACAUAAAGGGAUCCUGCAGCUUCUAACUCUCAAGACCUUUUGGACUAUUCUUCAUCUUUUUGUUGCUUCCAAUCAUUCAGGUGUCAGGAUAUAUCACACUAAAUCAAAUGGAUUAAGGACUAGAUCCAGUAAAUACUAAACUCUAUCCUAAAUACUUUGAACUAAAUCAAAUUAAUUCUGGUAUAGAUCGAAGAAACUGGACUAAAUCAGAUUUAUUGUCAGCUCUUUAAGGUGUGUGCAUGUUAUGAGCCAUUUUACUAAUCUUUACUUAAAAAAGCUGAUUUGUUAUAGAUAGAAUUUGACCGCCGCAGUUGUGGAUCUAUGCUAUUGACAAAAUGAUGACCCAUGAGUAAGGAAAUGGUGGUAAUGAUUGGGUUCCCAUGUGAUACUGACAAAUAGAUGCCUCAUUGCUGCUGACUCACCACUGGCCCCAUGAUACCACACUCUGUUGCCACCACAUCGGAGUUAAAUCCUAUAACUUAGAUAUUGCCAUGGGGGAAAGACAAUUGAUCAGAACAAAAGGAAACUGAAGUGACAAUCUCUCACUUGUUUAACUCAAUUUUCUCUUUUGGACACCUGAAGAAAUGGUAGCUGAUAAACUUUUUUCAAUUUUCCUCAGAGGUGAACAUAAGCUGAUUGUUCUGCUUGUUCAAGAUCGAAGAAAAGCCAUUUCUUUGUAAUCCUUUGUCAGGGAAUCAACUAUGCAUUCACAAGUGCGUUGUUUCUGUUCUUCAAACAUGUGCUCAUGCCCUUUUUAAACCAAGGACACCAACAUUGAUUGGUUUCUUCUUCAGCACUCACCCUGCUCACUUCGCAGCACAGGUGAAACUCAAACCAAGUUUUUGGACAAAGUCAUCAGAAACAGAUUUUUCCUUUUACGCUUGGAUUGCAGUUCCACUUACCAUGGGUAACUUUACGUUGAAGUGAUUAAGUAACCCCUUGUUCAACAUGGUGGUGACUCGUCUGGAGCUGGAGCUACGCUACCAGGGAAGGAAGUUACGUGGCGUGACGUGGAAGUUGACUCGAUCAGAACAUGGUUUCAUACCAGAGAGCUCUUGGCUCAUUGCUGCCCAGGUUAUGGUGCCGUACCUGGUGUCAGGGCUCGGAAUGGUCUCCGCCGGUAUUGUUAUGGACCUUAUACAACAUUGGACGGUAUUUAAGGUGAUUACUGAGGUGUUCAUCCUGGUGCCUGCGCUGGUGGGACUCAAAGGAAACCUGGAGAUGACCCUGGCUGCUCGACUCUCCACUGCUGCCAACACAGGCCAAAUGGACGACCCUGAUAAACAAUGGACCAUGGUAUGCAGCAAUCUGGCACUGAUUCAGGUUCAGGCGACAGUGGUGGGCUUCCUCGCGGCAGUGGCCGCCGUGUGUUUGGGGUCGUUUUCUAGAGGGGGGAUUGAACUGGACCAGGCAGCUGUCCUCUGUGCCAGCAGCAUCACCACAGCCUUUGUAGCUGCUCUUUCCUUAGGCCUGGUGAUGAUCGGAGUGAUCAUCGGCUCCAGGAAGGUGGGGAUCAACCCCGACAACGUGGCCACCCCCAUCGCUGCCAGUCUGGGGGAUUUGAUCACCUUGUCCCUGCUGGCUGGGGUCAGCAGCACACUCUAUGAAUAUAAAGAUAUAUGGUACCUGUCGCCCGUGGUGAUUCUGAUCUUCCUGGCCCUGAUCCCCCUGUGGGUGGUGGUGGCCCGACAGAGCCCUCAGAUCAGCGAGGUUCUCCGCUCAGGCUGGCAGCCUGUCAUAGUAGCCAUGUCCAUUAGCAGUUUUGGAGGCCUUAUACUGGACAAGACAGUGAGUGAUCCCAACUUUAAGGGCAUGGCUGUCUUCACGCCCGUCAUUAACGGUGUGGGUGGUAACUUGGUGGCCAUCCAGGCCAGUCGGAUCUCUACUUACCUGCACUUCUGGAGCAUCCCGGGGGUGCUGCCGUACAAGAUGAGGCAGCACUGGCCCAAUCCUUGCAUCACCUUCUUCUCCUCAGGAGUGAACUCCAAGUCAGCGCGGGUGCUUCUCAUGCUGGUUGUCCCCGGUCACCUGGUCUUCCUCUACGCCAUCUCUCUGCUGCAGGGAGACGAGGUGCCUAUCGGUGUAGCCUUCAUAAUCUGCUACCUGUGUGCUGCUCUGCUGCAGGUGGCCAUCCUUCUUUAUUUUGCCGACCUCAUCAUCCGUGUGAUGUGGAGAAGGAGCCUGGACCCUGACAACUUCUCCAUCCCCUACCUGACCGCCCUGGGGGACCUGCUGGGCACUGGCUUUCUGGCCCUCUGCUUCCGCGGCGUCUCACUGUUUCAGAGCCUCGGCUUCUGAAUGUUGACCCCUGAACUCCUGGCCAGCCACUGUCUCGCUGCAACAAUUUUUUUUUUUUUUACAUUUCCGCAGAGAUGCUUUUAAAUUGGACAAAAAAGCCUUUUCUGAUGGUUAUCACUGCGCCAGUUUACACCAAGGAAUCUGUCUCUGUCACUAAUUCAAACCUUGGGAAGACGGCACAGGUGCCACCCACCCAGUUAUACCCAUCCAUGUGUGUGGAGGGUUUGCUGCAUGAUCACGUCCAGCCAAUCUAAUUAUUUAAAUUUGAGUUCAAAAUCCUUUAAAAAUCAUGUAGAAGUUUUAGAUAUCUGUCCCGUCAGUAUGAUUAACUUUUUUUUGUAAUCAUUCCUCUAUUAGUUUUUUUUGUUUUUUUGCAUUAACUAAACGUUAGUUUCAUCUCUCAUCUCAUCUCUUUGGCUUC
Messenger RNA from Etheostoma cragini (Arkansas darter), 3063 nucleotides. RefSeq names its product solute carrier family 41 member 3 (gene slc41a3). The record is from RefSeq and is a predicted model, not a curated record. Gene Ontology annotation, molecular function: monoatomic cation transmembrane transporter activity. The coding region runs from base 1293 to 2642 and encodes 449 amino acids. Gene Ontology annotation, cellular component: plasma membrane. The transcript is spliced from 10 exons. Lineage: Eukaryota; Metazoa; Chordata; Actinopteri; Perciformes; Percidae. Gene Ontology annotation, biological process: monoatomic cation transport.